Molecule: messenger RNA, 2678 nt
Organism: Monopterus albus (swamp eel)
Lineage: Eukaryota; Metazoa; Chordata; Actinopteri; Synbranchiformes; Synbranchidae
Gene: acvr1ba
Product: activin A receptor type 1Ba
Exons: 9
Coding region: 145-1638 (497 amino acids)
Biological process (GO): protein phosphorylation; cellular response to growth factor stimulus; cell surface receptor protein serine/threonine kinase signaling pathway
Cellular component (GO): plasma membrane; signaling receptor complex
Molecular function (GO): transmembrane receptor protein serine/threonine kinase activity; ATP binding
Source: RefSeq, a predicted model, not a curated record
GGCUGGCUGGCUGGCUGGCUAGUUAGUUUAGUAUCAGUAUCUCACUGUGUGGUGUUUGCGGUCGGACUGUGGUUGUGUUUCAGGUCCUGUCGUUAACAACACACUUCGGACAUUUCGUCGCGGAGAGAUGGGAAUUCUCAAGAAAUGGCUCUAAGACUACCUGCCCUAACGCUCCUGGCCCUGUGUGGGUUGGUGGCCGUCGGUAAUGCUAUACGUUGUAACUGCACAACCUGUGAGAAGACAGGCUAUGAAUGUGAGACAGAUGGCGCCUGCAUGGCCUCCACCUACUACAAUCAAGGGAAGGAGCAACACGUACGCAUAUGUAUCAACCGCGACAACCUAGUCCCCCCUGGACAGCCCUUCUACUGUCUGAGUGCUGAAGGCCUGCUCAACACACAUUGCUGCUAUGAGGACUACUGCAACAGUAUUGACCUGAAAGUCCCCGUCCCAACAAAAGUGGGGCAGGGCUCAGGAAGCUCCUGGGGGCCAGUGGAGCUUGCUGCGGCCAUUGCAGGGCCGGUGUUCCUGCUCUGUAUGCUAUUGAUGGUCGGCGUGUUCCUAUUCCAGUAUCACCAGAGGGCCUACAGCCACAGGCAGAGGCUGGAGGUAGAGGACCCCUCAUGUGAUCAUCUGUACUUAGCCAAGGACAAGACGCUGCAAGACCUCAUCUACGAUAUGUCCACCUCCGGUUCAGGAUCUGGUUUGCCCCUGUUUGUGCAACGGACAGUGGCCAGGACCAUUGUGCUGCAGGAGAUAAUAGGAAAGGGUCGUUUUGGUGAGGUGUGGCGGGGGAAGUGGAGAGGAGGAGACGUGGCAGUGAAGAUCUUCUCAUCCAGAGAGGAGCGCUCCUGGUUCAGAGAGGCUGAGAUCUACCAGACAAUCAUGCUGCGGCAUGAAAACAUUCUUGGAUUCAUUGCAGCAGACAAUAAGGACAAUGGCACAUGGACUCAGCUGUGGCUGGUGUCAGACUAUCAUGAGCACGGCUCCCUUUUUGACUACCUGAAUCGCUACUCUGUCACCAUUGAGGGCAUGAUAAAACUGGCACUGUCAGCUGCCAGUGGUCUGGCACAUCUACACAUGGAGAUCCUUGGCACUCAGGGUAAGCCUGGCAUUGCUCAUCGUGACCUCAAGUCUAAAAAUAUCCUGGUUAAGAAGAAUGGCAUGUGCGCCAUAGCUGACCUCGGCCUGGCAGUCCGCCAUGAGUCCAUCACAGACACAAUUGAUAUAGCACCAAACCAGCGUGUGGGUACAAAGAGGUAUAUGGCUCCAGAAGUUCUGGAUGAAACCAUCAACAUGAAACACUUUGACUCCUUCAAAUGUGCUGACAUUUACGCGCUGGGCCUUGUGUACUGGGAGAUUGCACGUCGCUGCAGUGCAGGAGGUAUCCACGAGGAGUACCAGCUGCCCUACUAUGACCUUGUUCCCUCUGACCCGUCUAUAGAAGAGAUGAGGAAGGUGGUGUGUGACCAGAAACUGAGGCCUAGUGUGCCUAACUGGUGGCAGAGCUACGAGUCGCUGCGUGUGAUGGGGAAGAUCAUGAGGGAGUGUUGGUACAGCAAUGGUGCAGCUAGACUGACGGCCCUGCGCAUCAAGAAGACACUGUCUCAGCUCAGCGUGGAGGAGGACGUCAAGAUGUGAGCAACCAGGCGGCAAAAAAGACGCACUGGAGAUGCAUAGCCAGACCACACUCCUAUAGGAAACAAACACUAAAGACAGUCUGCAAAAGAAAACGCUGCCAGUUUUAAAGCCACACUCCAAGAUGUGACAAGGCCUACCUCACCUUUUUAGCCAAAACUACUGAAAAUCACUCCUACCCCCUGACUUUUCUCUCCCCCACCUUUCAUGGGCCACAACACUACAGCACUACCACUGUUAAUAUAAUCGAACUCAACCUUUUCUUCCCAUGUCAGAAAUAUUUGUGCAGUGGCAGGAAUUUUUUUUUUUUUUUUUACCUCUCUGGAAUUGUCCCAUGACAGAUUAACCUUGUUCAGAAGAGUAGAGCAUGUUGUGGGUUUAAAAUGUAAUAACAUUUGGCUUAUUUUGUCAGUCAUGCAACAUCACAGUCUUUUGCUGUGUGUGUGUGUGUGUGUGUGUGUGUGUGAGGGGGAAAGAGACUGAAGGAACAGUAGUUCCUAGUUGUGUAUGGGUGUGUGUGUGUAUAAAAGGUGUCUGGACUACUAGCAUGUUUCUAAGAUGUUAGGGUGUCCUUUGGCUCUAGUUCAUUAGACAAAUUCAGUUAUUGAGCAUGAACAGUUAGUGUGCUUUUUAAUCCCUCACUUGAAAAUAUCGUACAAACAGAAAUUAGUUGCACUCAACUGGAGCUUCCUCGUCACACGUGAGACCCGCAGAUAUCACAGAAUGGAUGUGGUCCAGUCCUGGUGUUAGUUUGAAAUGUGGCAGGGAUCAUGUUUGGGAUGGUUUUAAUUUUAUUUAUUCGAUAGUUUUUAUGUCAUAUUGAUGAACACUGUGAGAUGAGGUGUGAGAAGCCAGAGUCUUGAUAUGUAAAUUAAUGUUGUCUUCAUCUUUCACAUGUUAGGUUAAGGGGUUGCAUUCAUUUCAUAAGACAUUCGGUUCAAAUGUGGCAAUUUUAACAGGCAAUGAUGUCAUGCACACCUGAGCAAAUAAGAGGUGUAUGAAAUGGCAGUGAAAUACUUAAAAAAAAAAAAAAAAGUUAAAAA